Molecule: messenger RNA, 5658 nt
Organism: Nezara viridula (southern green stink bug)
Lineage: Eukaryota; Metazoa; Arthropoda; Insecta; Hemiptera; Pentatomidae
Source: the annotation of a GenBank genome assembly
GCGAAAUUAUUUUCUCAGCCAAGUAGUUGUAGAAGUUUACCUUUGAAAUGUCGACUCCGGAUUUCGAGUCCCAAGAAAUCGAUAGGACAGCGUUAUUAAAGAAGAGGAGACUUAAUACACAACUGUUAUUAGCGGUCUGUGAUAAGGAUCAUGAAAAAGUUGAAAGCUUGCUGAGAGAGGGAGCUAAUCCCAACACAAGAUGCCAGUGCAGCCUGAUGAGCGUUUGCCACCUGGCGGUGUACUAUGGACAGAACGACAUCCUGGAAGCGCUGCUGAGAUCUGGCGCAGACCCGACGGCCAGGGACACGGAGGGGCUACAACCUCAUCACAUGGCUGCCAUCAAGUACACCUUCAUGUCAUCGGUCCAAUGCCUCAAAACCAUUUUCAAAGAACACCCAUCCUUGAUAGAUUCUGUGGUUGAAAAAAUAGAUUUGAAAGUUCCUAAAGAUCAGCAGGACUCUUUUGUUCAUGAUCAUAAAGAAAUCUCCAAAUUGGUUCCCAAAAAUAUUAUUGAAGGAAGCACUUUACUUUUCCUGGCUGCUAAAUAUGGCCUCAAUGCAAUUGUCGAAUUGCUUUUGGAACACAACGCCAACGUGAACAUAGCGACGAAAGAAAACCUCACAGCUCUUGAUGUCACCGGACUCGAAGAAAUCAAAGUGUCAGGAUGCUCAGUAGUAACUAACGAACCAAUAGAAAGAGGUGCAUCUGACACUAUAAUUCAGAAAUUACUAAACUGGAGGUCUAAGCCCACGAGAAACGCUAUUUACAAUGCCGUGGAAACUGGACGUGUUAAGUUGCUGACAGAAUAUAUGAAAAUUGUCUCUUCUGAAAUAAUAGAGGAGGAGAAACCUGCCUUAAUCUUUUUAGCGAUUAAGAAUAAUAUGAAAAAUGACAGAAACAAAAUGAAUUACAAUGAAAUGCUGGCAAUACUCAUCGAAAAUGAUCCCAGUGCUAUAAACAAUCAGGACGACGAUGGGAAAACUCCUCUUUUCUUAGCAGUAGAAGAACAGUGGAUGGAAGAUGUUGAAUUGCUGUUACAGAACAAUGCCGAUGUCACUAUCCCAUCCUACAAUUUUAAGACUGUCUUUCAUCUAGCAGCGGAACAAGGAAAUAGCGAGUUGCUCAACGUCUUCAUAGGGAGUCUUAAAAGAGAGGUUGUCGAUGAUACAAUUAACCAAAUGGACAAUGAAGGAUACACCCCUCUUUUCAGAGCUGUUGAGGGAAAUCACCAUUUAUGCGUCGAAAUGUUACUAAAAUAUUCUGUUACGGUCCGGCACUUGAACUGCCAUGGGACAUUAAAAGGUACGCUCCUUCAUUCGGCAGUCAAUGCCAAGGCCAACCAAGACACGACCACAUUAAAAAAGAUUAUAGUUUUCAUGGUUACUAAUAACAACUUGGAUUACCUCAACGAGCGAAACUCGGAAGGUCUCACUGCUCUCGAAUUGGCUGCCUCCCUUGGCUACCGGAAUUGUUUAGAAUUUCUUCUUUCUUACUGUAAGUGUAUCAAAGAUUAUUUCCUCCAGUCUAUUGUUAAUGAAAAAGACAUCUUACUACAUCUAGCUGCUAAAGGAGGACAUUACAGAACUAUUGAGUACCUGCUGGACACCUAUCCUAUUCUCGUCAACAUAGAAGAGGACAGAAAACGUUCAGCUCUUGUACUUGCGGCUCUUGGGGGACAUGAGAAAUCCGUGACGAUGUUACUGAAGAGAGGAGCCAGUCUCACCGACUGUGAUAGCACUCUCAACCGUUCUGCGAUCGACAUCAUCAUGAACUAUAUUCCUCACCCGGUCCAAAUGAUAGAGCACUUGCUAGACAGCUUCACUGGGACGAAGAAACUAAGACACCAACAGGCAAAUUUCGCAAACGCUUCCACUGUUUCGAUUGACCACCUCGACUUAGAAGAUAACGAUUUCUAUACAACACUCUUGGAUAAGAGUAAAAACGCAGGUAGAAACCAGCCGGACAACGUGAACUUCGAAGUGCUACUCGAUUAUUCAAUGCUGGUAGCAGGGCAGAGAGAGAUGGAAGUGAUCGAAGCAGUCAGCGAAUGCCAAUUCGAACACCUGAAGCAACAAUUCUUCUUGCACCCGUUGGUGAGGAGCUUCCUCACCCAUAAAUGGAUGCAAGUAGACUUCACAUUUACAGUCUUAUCUUUUAUAUACAUAGCGCACAUUUGCUCAGUUACUGGAUUGGCUCUGUCUUUUCGCAAUCACCUCUUUUCCCUAGCUGCCUGGAUUUGUCGGUUUGGAAUUUGGGCAACCAUAAUACCUGUUAUAUGUAUGGAAAUAAUUUGUUGGAUGCUGAAGGGAAAAAUAUAUUCUGAGGCCGAAAUUUACACAAAAUGGUUUUCGAUUGCCACAGCUGCUGCCUUGAGUUUGGCCCCUGAAAUGUGGUGGGGUCCUUACCUAGCUUCGGCGACCGUUCUUCUGGUUUGGGUGGAACUUCUCCUCUUCUACGCCAUGAGCCCGACCUGGGGUCUCUACAUCCUCAUGUUCUUUGAAGUCGUAAAGAACGUAUUCCAGGUUAUUUCAUCGUUUAUAUUUUUAUUGGUUGGUUUCGCUUUAUCUUUCUUUAUACUUUUUAAUGGACGCCACCCUUUUUCUGAUAUAUGGAAUUCAUUGAGUGAAGUUUUUGCCAUGAUGCUUGAAUUGGGAUACAAUGAUAUGUUUGACGGAGAGUACACUGAAAAUGAACCGUUAAAAAUCUUUGGACGCGUCAUGUACCUUGGAUUCAUGCUUCUAGUUAUAAUGGUACUGACGAACAUCAUCCUUGGAAUGUCUGUUAGUGAUGUGACCCACCUGGAAGGUAAGUCCAAGCACCUCGCCAAACAGGGCUCCUUCCUCAGCCUCAUGGAUAAGUUUUGGUACAACGAUAGGCUACGUUCCUUGCUCCCGAAUGUGCUUCUGAAGCAAAUCAAAAAGUGUUUUCAUCCUAAACUCAAAGGCUUUACCAUUCAUCCCAACAGAUCUUCACCUGAACUGAAAGAGGAACUAGUUUAUGAAAUCAUGACAAUCAUUUCAGGCAAAAGAAAUAAAUCAGUGGAUUUACAUAGCCUAUCAAAAUCAAUCCAGCACGUUAACAAAAAGAUCGAUCAUGUUUCUCAAGAAGUUGAAGCUAUCCAUAAAAUUAUAAAAUUUUAACCAUAAAAGUUCUCCAAUUAUGGUUGGUCCCGCCAGAAGAUAGGUCAAUGAUAUCUCAAUUAGAGGAGACCUAAAAGUUAAAAAAAUACUCGUUUAAAAAAGUGAAACAAAAAAAUAACAAAAACAUUUAUAUUCUUAUGUAAGAUGUUGGUUGAUAUUUCAAAAUGUGCCUUGAUUUACGAUAUGACUAUCCCACAAGAUAUUUUCUUGUUUGGUGUAAAUUAAAAAUCUGAGGUUUAAUGUAUGAAAGGAAAUUAAAAUUAUUUUCUAUAAAUUUGGUUUAUUAUUUCUUUAUUUUUUGUUCUUAAUAUUAAGACCAGAAAAUAGUUUUUACAUAUAUAUAUUGUUUAAUAAUUAAAAAUUAUUAAAUUAAUGUCAAAUUUAGGCACGUUUGUGUAUCUAUGAUAUUCAUUAAUAUUUAUAUUUUCCAAUAUAAAAUGAUUUUUUUUUUCUACCUUACUCAUCCACGUAACAAUGUAACAUAAAACUAUUUGAUAAUUUUAUAUGCUCAAAAUUUCAUGAAAGGUAAAAUCAAAUCUACUGCAGAAUCGCAAAAAAAACAAAACAAAAAAAAAAAAAAAAAAAAAAAUCAGAAAGCAAAAGCAAUAUAAAACUAAAGCAUAUAUAGAUGUAAAACAAUGGCAGCUAAGACAAUUUAGCUGCCCAUACUAUAACUGCUACAAAAAAUAUUUAGCAAUGACAAUAACAGGAAAGAGGCAAUAUCAGAAGUUUAAAUACAAUAUAGACCUCAGUAGUCACUGUCAUAAAAUUUUAUUUCUUUUUAAAAUAGAAAUUAAAUAAAUAAAUAAAAAUAGAAAUUAGAUAAAUUAAUGGGAUAUAAAGAAUUAGUUAAACAUUAUAAAAAUAAAUAGAAUAUUAUGGUAUUAUGACUGAGACCAUUGAAGCCUAUAAUGUAUUUAAAAUUAUUUACGUAACCAUCAACACUAGCGGAUCCAGGAUUUAAUUUUUUGGGGAGAGGCUUCAGCCUGAAAGCUUUUUUUUCAUAUAUAUAUAUAUAUAAUGAUAAUUACUAUAGAAAAAAAGUAGUAUGGAUUAAGUAAGUACAAUUCUAGGUAUAAUUCUAUAUAUCAAUGAUGAAUUUAUACAUUAAUAUAUAUUUGCGCAGAAAAUUUGUAAUUUAUAGAUAUUGUUGAAGGAAUAUAAAAUAAAAAAAACAAUAUUUUUUUAUUUUAUAAUAAAUAUAAUUUAAUUAAAUUAUUGCAUUAAUUUCUUAUAAUUUAUUUAAAUAUCUUAGUGCUAUUUAUGUACAGUGAGUAUAUAUCAUCAAUUUAUAGCAAGCAUCACUAAGUUCAUUUUUACCAUAUUUUUUUAUGCAAACCACGAUGCAUUAAGGUGACACAAAUCCUAUUAUAUAUACAAAAUAGUUACAAUAAUGGCAAAAUGUUUGGAUUUCAUAGAGAGAAAAUUCAUCAAAAUACUCAGUAACUUAAUUUUAUGGAAUGUUACUUAUGUUAGUGAUGUUUUGCAAUAAAAUCACAAUAUGUUAUACAAAAAUAAAAAAAAUUAGUGGAUACAGUCAUUAGAAGAGAAUAAUCUGUAGAUUAUAAUAUUAUUACACAAUUAAUUCUAUAUUAUAUUAACAUUUAGGAGUGAGGUAGCUCACUGAGUAAGGAUCAAAAUUCCAAUAUAUACUUCCCUUUAAGUUUUUUUUUUUUUUUUUUUUAACUUUUAUUAUAUUUACCACUGUAUUAGUAUGAAUACAUCAAGUAAAUGUGAACAGAGGAAUAUUAUCACAUGAAACACGCUUGCUGAGAAACUACCCAUUGGUAGCACUCUAUCCCUUUAAGUUAAAUUCAAAAUUCAAGUCAGAUGAUAUGAAAUCAUUUGUCAUCCUUUAAAACUAAGAUGAAAGAAGGCAACAGCAAAUUAAUUUCUCCUAUGAAAAAGAUCAAGAACUUCAUCUACCCUAUCUCUCAUCUUAUCCAUCUUAUGUGCCAUGGUUUCAGGCCUAUAUCGCUUAGCUUUGUUAUUGACUAUUUCCAUAACUUCAAAGAUUAAUUCUUUUCCAAAGAUAUUGUCUGUUAAGAGUUGGUUUGGAAAGAUAGUUAUAGAAUUAAUUUUUUCUUUUUCCUUCAGUUUUUUAUUGGUCCAAUAAUGACUAAUUUUUUCUAUGAGCUCCCUUAGCCAUAUAAUGAAUUUGUUAGUUUCACCGUCCCAGCAAAAUUUAUCUACCAGACUUAGAAAUGAACCCUGCAUUGCUAAAUGUUUGCAUUUCCCUUCAUGCUCAGUUACUAUAUUUACAGACAAACCUACAAUAAGGUUCAUCAUCACAAUUACAACAAGAACAUAAAACAUAAUGAAUAAUAUAUGUCCUAAUAUUUUUAAAAUUAAAUCAGUCUCCUUCCCAAACGCUUCAUCAUAUUUUAUUUCAGAAAUCAUUGCCAUCACUGCACCUAAUGAUGUUAAUGGAUCUGGAAAUGGUUUUCUUCCAUUAAAAAGAAUGUAGAAAGACAAUGCAAAUCCAAAAAUUAGGAAUGAAAAUAAACAUAAGACCUAA